Molecule: messenger RNA, 1373 nt
Organism: Chlamydomonas reinhardtii
Lineage: Eukaryota; Viridiplantae; Chlorophyta; Chlorophyceae; Chlamydomonadales; Chlamydomonadaceae
Exons: 7
Coding region: 39-1073 (344 amino acids)
Source: RefSeq, a predicted model, not a curated record
GUACUAAAAGCCCAUUGAACGCGUGAUAACAGGCCAAUAUGAGUGAAUUGGAAGAACUUGUCGGCUUCCUUGACAAUUCUAGACCAGAGGUUCGGUCCACGGCGGCAGAGAUUGUUUCUGGGCUUACUGCGUCACCCGAUGGUAUAGAAAAGCUGAAAUCGCUGCAGCGCCCGCUGGUCACCAAGCUGUUCCGGUCCGUGGGACUCGGGGGGGAUGCAUCCCGCAAGUGCCUGGUCGCGCUAGUGAACCUGUCACAAGACCCAUCCCUGGCGGACCUGAUGCUGGAGCUAAAUGUCGUCAAUCGCGUGAUGGAGCUGGUUCGGGAGGGCUCCUCGCCCCACGUCGACCUGCUGACCAGCGUUCUGGCCAACGUCACCAUCAGCGAGGGCGGCUCCCGGCAGUUGCUGCAGAUCGGCCAGGGCAACAUGGAGGGACUCCACAUGGCGGUGCUGCUGAAGAAGUUUGUGGUGGGCGGCAUCACGCUCAGCCCGGGCGAGUCGGACCCGUACGAGCACGUGGCGUCCGUGCUGACUAACGUGACGCGACUCAAGGAGGGUCGCCAGCUGCUGCUGCAGCCAGGGCGGGGGCUGCUGGCGGCGCUGGUGUCGCAGCUGCAGUCGUGGAACGCGCUGCGGCGGCUGGGAGCCUCGGGGGCGAUCAAGAACUGCAUCAUGUCGGCCGAGGACGAUGGUACGCUGGACGCGGUGCUGGAUGAUAAGUCGUUGCUGCCGCACAUGCUGCGGCCCAUCAACGGCCAGGAGCCGCUGGAGAAGGAGGACACGGUGCGCGAGUGCAUGGCUGAGGCGGUGCUGAUGCUGGCGGGCACAGAGCGGGGGAGAGACGCGCUGUGGGAGGCCGGCGCGCCUGAGGCCCUGCGGAAAGGUUACGAGGACGAGGCGCACGCAGGCGUUUGCGUGGCAAUGGAGCGGACAGCGGAGAUCUUCCUGUCCCACAGCACCAUUGACAGCGGCAUGAGCGCGCCCGUUGUGGGCGCUUCGUCGGCGGCUCGGCAGGAGCACGAGACGGGAGCAGCGCGGCAGGCUCAGGUGCAGAUUGAGGAGGAGAAGGAGUAGCUGCCGCUGGCAGCGUGUGCAUGGACCAGUUUUGGGUUGGGUGCGGGUGUCUUCUUGGUGGGUGUGUCUGUCGGUUGUGGCAGGGGUGCUUGGGUGAAGAGACUGUACAAAGGAUGAUGAGGAUGCGCAUACAAGGGCGGCGCGCACAGCCGGUGGCGAGUUUAGGCGAGGUGGGUCUGCAGCCUGCGGCGACUGACCCCGCCUGCUCGCCAGGAGCGUGCUGGGUUUGGAUCCGGCCACUUGGCACGUCUUGUGCGCCGUCGGCGCGUAUUAUCGGUCAGUUUGUAAUCAAAUUUGUGC